Molecule: messenger RNA, 3023 nt
Organism: Pelobates fuscus (common spadefoot toad)
Lineage: Eukaryota; Metazoa; Chordata; Amphibia; Anura; Pelobatidae
Gene: LINGO3
Product: leucine rich repeat and Ig domain containing 3
Exons: 2
Coding region: 221-2038 (605 amino acids)
Cellular component (GO): extracellular matrix
Molecular function (GO): protein binding
Source: RefSeq, a predicted model, not a curated record
UGCAGCUCAACGUUGUGUGUGAGCAUUAAGGGAACAGAGCAGAGUGACUAGGAGGAGGGACACUGAACGGACACACUGGGACACACAGCCAAAACACUGGGGUACGUACGGACAUACAAACAGAAGGGACUGGGCUUGGGCAUGAUGAUAAGAAGGCAGAGGAGCAGACAGGAGAAGACGCAGCCACAGUGCCUAAGAAGAUGGUAGCACCCCAGUUUGUAUGAUGCCCGGUAUAAUGGCAUCAUGCUGGCCUUUAAUCUUUGUUCUCCAUCUUUUGCUGCUGUCCCCACACUGGAAGACUUUUGGGUGCCCUGCCCGCUGUGACUGUGCACCUCAAGUUCGGUCAGUCAUUUGCCAUCGUAAGCGCCUAACUUCUAUUCCUGAGGGCAUUCCUUCUGAAACUAGGCUCUUGGACCUUAGCAAGAAUCGUAUACGUUGCCUGAAUCCUGGUGAACUCUCUCCAUAUCCACAAUUAGAGGAAAUUGACCUUAGUGAAAACAUCCUCUCUACCAUAGAGCCGGGGGCCUUUGCCAACCUUUUCUAUCUUCAGACACUCAGAUUGAAAGGCAAUCAACUGAAGCUUCUUCCCACUGGGGUGUUUACCAAACUUAGCAACUUGACUCUGUUGGACAUUAGCGAAAAUAAGAUUGUCAUUCUCCUGGAUUUCAUGUUCCAGGACCUGAGGUACUUAAAAAGCCUUGAAGUUGGUGACAAUGACCUACUGUAUAUCUCACAGAAAGCCUUUUCUGGACUUGUGGGGCUGAAACAACUGACUAUUGAAAAAUGCAACCUCACUUCUAUAUCUGCUGAGUCCCUUUCUUACUUGCAAGGACUAGAGGUCCUGAGGCUCCGUCACUUAGGCAUUAGCUCUCUAGAAGAGCAGAACUUUCAGAAGCUCUAUAAUCUCAAAGAGCUUGAAUUAGAUUGUUGGCCAUUUUUGGAGGAUGUCUGUACUACAGCAUUCCAGGGGCUGAAUCUCACUUCCCUUUCUAUCACCUACACUAACCUCACCUCAGUGCCAGCAACUGCAUUAAGAAGUCUGGUGUAUUUGGAAUACCUAAACCUUUCCUACAACCCAAUUAGAGCCAUACAACGAAGUUCCUUCAGAGAUCUUGUCAGGCUCAAAGAACUCCACAUGGUUGGAGCUUCCCUGACUUCUGUGGAUUCCCAGGCAUUUUAUGGAUUGAGACAAAUACGCCUACUGAAUGUCUCUAACAAUCUUCUAGCAACUCUAGAGGAUAAUGUCUUCCAGUCAGUUAAUACUCUAGAGACAUUGAGAGUGGAUGCCAAUCCUCUUGUCUGUGACUGCAGACUGCUGUGGAUCUUGCAGCGUCGGAAGACCCUCAACUUUGAUGGUCAUCAACCUAUAUGCGCUUCCCCAACAGAAAUCCAGGGCAAUGCCCUAAGUGAUUUCCCAGACUCAAUACUAUUUGAGUACUUUACAUGCCAAAAGCCCAAAAUAAGGGACAGAAAGCUGCAACAUAUUACAGCCCAUGAAGGGCAACCUGUAUCAUUCCAGUGUAGGGCAGAUGGUGAUCCAGUCCCAAUUAUAGUCUGGGUUUCUCCACAACGGAGGAUGAUAACUAGCAGGAGUGUGGGAAGAUCCACUGUUCUACCAGAAGGAACUUUGGAGAUCCGGUAUGCUCAAGUUCAGGACAGUGGAACCUACAUCUGCAUCGCCACAAAUGCUGGAGGCAAUGACACUUAUUUUGCUACACUGACUGUCAAAGGUGACAAUUCCCCGUACUCCAACAGAACAUUAUAUCUCUCAGAAUACAAUGACACCUCCCAUAAUGACACCCACGUAUUUUUGAAGUUUACCCUGGACUUGAAAACCAUCUUAGUAUCAACAGCCAUGGGCUGCAUUACCUUCUUGGGGGUUGUCCUAUUUUGUUUCCUCAUACUCUUUGUCUGGAGCAGAGGGAGAGGGCAACAUAAGAACAACUUCUCAGUGGAGUACUCAUUCCGUAAAGUUGAUGGUCCUGCAUCUGCUGCUGGUCAGGGUGGAGCAAGGAAGUUCAACAUGAAGAUGAUUUGAAAGUAGCUAUGCUGCUGAAGCACGAUAACAUGGACACUGUGAUUUCUUGCUCAUUUAAAGGAGUGAGACAAAUGGAGUGCCUCGCAUAUGGACUUACAAAAGAUUGUCCAGGACAGAAGCCAGACCAUCAUUAUUCUUCCAUUCCUACGAAAUAUAAGGGCUAUCUAAAGGCUCUUCUUUUUCUGUCCAGCUCAAGUUAUUUUACACUUCUAGUAGCAAAAAGAUUAACUGAAAAGCCUACCAUUCCAGAAGCCCAAUACCUCUUCUCGAAGUCGAAGAUGGAACAGAAAUCUUAAAUAAGGACUGUGUGCUGAUGAUAAUUGUUGAUUGGAUGCCAAGGUCACAAGUCUAAACUGACAAUGGUACCAUAAUAUGGAUUAAUGUGCAGGUGACUUGGAAGCAAUGAAACGGUAUAAUUAAAACCAGCCUUAAUAUAAAUGAGGAUGUUGAUUAUUUUCAGCAAAUGAAUCAUAUAAAAUUGACUAUAAUUUAUGAAAUAAGAAGAAGGGGGGAGGGAAGUGGAAACAAAUUUAGAAAUAUUUAGGAUAUGGUAAUGCUACUAUGAUAAUGAAUUUGGGGAAAAUACUCAGGAUUUAUACAGGGACCAUCUCUUGCAAUCCUUGAAUUAUAGAGGAGUGUAGUCUGUAUUAAAUAUCAAAAUGGUUGUAGGCAUACAUUAUAAAUAUAUAUAUAGGCAGUGGAUAUUUCUGUACUUGUAUAUAGUAGCAAGUUCUAGCCUAAGCCAUAAAGGUGACAGGCAAGUUUACUGUACAGUAUUUAGCUUUGUGUUUAUUAAACGGUUGUUUUAAUCAUGUACGUUAAAGACAUAUUUCAGCUCUAGUGAGUGGUUAAAGCAGACCUAACAAAACAACCUCAAUAUCUAUGACACAAUGAAACGUAUACACCCAUUCUGAAAUAUAUGUUUACACACAGUAACUAUCCAUUCCACUAAAUACGACUUAAGCAGACUGAUAGAUACAUAACC